AUGUGGGCUCUAAAAUGUAGGCUCUCGAUUCUACGAGAAAACUUAGCGGUCAAAACGCUCAAAUUGCGGCUUUGGCAGCGUUCCUAUGGCCAGCAAAGAUCCCAGGCCAAAGAUGCAGAGAAGCUGCGAUUGGUGAAGGAAAGUCUCCAGUUGGACGCAUACGGCGUUGGUUGUGGUAAUUUAAAGGAGUUUGGAAAGUGUCUCUACCCGGUAAAGCACAGUAUGGUGAACUUUCCGGACGGACAAAAAUCCCAGGUUGGAAAUUUGCAGGCUCUGGGCGGGUCCCUCCUGCGACUGAUCAUACUGCGCAGUUUUUUAGAUGUGUUCAAGAAGAGUUCGCAGGACGUCGCUGGGCUGGAUUUUAACUACGAGGCCAAAAUGAAUCAUAUGAGCUCAUCCCGACGCUUGCCCGAUGUUCUGCUUCGACGGUUCUUAAGGCGCAGAUUCAACAAACUGGCGCGUCUCCCGAUGCCAGAAAGCGUGGUACCUAUCAGGACUCAGCGAGUUUUGACCAGAGAUGUUUUUACGCCAUGA
Messenger RNA from Lachancea meyersii CBS 8951, 534 nucleotides. The record is from the annotation of a GenBank genome assembly. Lineage: Eukaryota; Fungi; Ascomycota; Saccharomycetes; Saccharomycetales; Saccharomycetaceae.